AUGGUUCAAAGUCAAGACUGGUGUAAAGCAGGGAUGCCCAAUGUCCGGAUUUUCAUUGACUGGAUAAUGAAAAUACCACAGCAGGAGGAAAUACAGGAAUCAGGUAGUUGGAAGUUUACAUCAAAGUUGGAUAAUCUAGACUUCACAGAUGAUAUCGCACUAAUAUCAGCUAGCUAUAGACAGAUGAAAGAGAAAACUGAGAGGCUAGUGCAGGAAGCAAAGAAAACAGGAUUAAAAGUAAAUGAGAAGAAAUCAAAGUUACUUAAGAUAAACAGCAACAACGAUAGAAAAAUCAAGAUAGGAGGAAACGAGAUAGAGGAAGUAAACGAAUUUACAUAUUUGGGAGCAGUUGUGAGUAAGGAAUGA
Messenger RNA from Anneissia japonica, 366 nucleotides. RefSeq lists its product as uncharacterized. NCBI's taxonomy places the organism in Eukaryota, Metazoa, Echinodermata, Crinoidea, Comatulida, Comatulidae. The transcript has a single exon. Bases 1 to 366 code for a protein of 121 amino acids. The record is from RefSeq and is a predicted model, not a curated record.